Messenger RNA from Styela clava, 1310 nucleotides. RefSeq lists its product as uncharacterized. The record is from RefSeq and is a predicted model, not a curated record. Lineage: Eukaryota; Metazoa; Chordata; Ascidiacea; Stolidobranchia; Styelidae.
UAUCACAGUUCAGCUUAAUCCAUGCGGCAUGGCUAAAUCUCUUUUUAUUCCUCCUUCUACAGCUGAGAUGUUAGGGUUUUCCAAAGAAAUUACUCCAUGGAUAGGAGUCAAUUUAGGCGAGUCUUACAAGUAUACGGACCCAUCAGCUGGAUAUAGCUUAUCUCGGGUUCACACGUACAUUCGACAAGUCCGAGUUGUUGUCAUCGAACUUCGACAAAAGCUGGAUUGCAUAAAUGAAGAGAUCAAGGCUCUACUGAAGUUUAAAAAGGGUCUGGCCAGAAGCCUGGAUGAUCUGAACGCUGAAAUCCGUACAAAAACUCCCGAAGCAACUGUGAAACGUCCGAGGUUCAUUAAAAAUCGGGAUAAAGAAGCUGAAGCGGAAUUGUAUACCAGAGGAGUUGUGACUGUAAAAUUUGGAAAACCGGAUACAAAAAGUGUCCUACAUCAAUUGCAAAAUCAAUACAAAGUCGUGAAGGAACAGCUUCAGGUUCUGGGCAACACAAGAAGUAUUCUUUCGAAGGCAAUAAUGGAUCGUGUGCGAAUUCUUGAUUUAUUGCCAUACGUUACGUCUGCAUCCAUUAAAGCAAAGCACCAAGAAGAAGAUAAAUGCCGUUCAAUUGCUUACGCGGAGAAAGAAGCAACGCGUGCACAAGUCAGAAAAAACAUUUUAGCCAGCCGAAAUAAAAUUGCUGCAAAUACACAAAGCCGUGAAGAUCUUAGAAACUGUAAUGUGCCUGAGAACAUCACCAAACGUUCUAAAAUUCGAAAGUUCCCGAGUACAGGCCAGAUUCCAACAUCAAAAAGAGCAAACCGUAUCAAUGGAUUGAUGGUAAGAACGAAGUCUACUCCGGUGCCGGUGGGUUUACAACCCCGACCACAAAGAAGCAACGCUGACUUGGCAGUGAAAUACUGCAAUCCUCAAGAGGUCACACUAAAAUGUUUUUGUGAUGCAUCAAAAAGGGAUAUCUGCCGACCUGGUAUAUGUCCUGGCUGUAAUAGUUGCUUGCCGAAUGCUUUGACAAAAGACUGCAAAGUUGCCUUACGGACAGCUUCCGAGAUUCAUGGCAUAUCCAGACGGACACGGUCCUCUGUAAAAGACGUAGUAAAGGAAUGCUUCACACUCGAACCGUUUGAAGAUGAGAAGGAAUUGUCCGAAUAUAGAAUUUCUGAUCCGAGCAAUCAUAGAACGAAUCCAUAUCAAGCCUACUACAAAAAAUCUAGUUUUGCAUCGAAAUCUCAAACUCGGUGAUCUGUUUAUCAAAUUGUUCAAUUGAAUUGCUAACGUCGAAUUUAAUAGAAUAAAUUGCAAA